Messenger RNA from Erinaceus europaeus (western European hedgehog), 3591 nucleotides. It is a transcript of the gene CLCN1, whose product is annotated as chloride voltage-gated channel 1. The coding region runs from base 33 to 3008 and encodes 991 amino acids. The transcript has 23 exons. Gene Ontology annotation, biological process: transmembrane transport; chloride transport. The record is from RefSeq and is a predicted model, not a curated record. Gene Ontology annotation, cellular component: membrane. Gene Ontology annotation, molecular function: voltage-gated chloride channel activity. NCBI's taxonomy places the organism in Eukaryota, Metazoa, Chordata, Mammalia, Eulipotyphla, Erinaceidae.
CAGUGGGGUGAGGCCUGGUUGGGGCAGGGAGCAUGCAGCGCAAGGGGUCCCAGCAGCCAGGAGAGGAGCAGAGCUGGUGGGGGAGUGCACCCCAAUACCAGUACCUGCCCUUUGAGCACUGCACCAGCUACGGACUGCCCUUAAAAAACCGGGGGUUCCAGCACAGGCUGCGGAGGGACGCAGGCCCCCGUCCCAACACCCACCCAACACAGAUUUAUGGACGGAACAGAGAACAGUUCUCGGACAAGGAGAGGGAUGCAGGGCCGCCCCCUAAGACAGGCUCCCUCAGCAGCCUGGACAGCAAAGAUGAGGACCACUACUCUAAAUGUCAAGACUGUAUCCGACGGCUGGAACGUGUGGUACGAAGGAAAUUAGGGGAAGACUGGAUCUUCCUGGUGCUUCUGGGACUUCUUAUGGCGCUGGUGAGCUGGUGCAUGGAUUACGUCAGUGCCAAAACGCUCCAGGCCUACAAGUGGACCUACUACCAGAUGCAUCCCAACCUGCCCCUGCAGUUCCUGGCCUGGGUCACCUUCCCUCUUGUCCUCAUCCUCUUCAGCACCCUCUUUUGCCAACUCAUCUCUCCCCAGGCUGUUGGUUCCGGGAUCCCUGAAAUGAAGACAAUCCUCCGUGGGGUGGUCCUGAAGGAAUAUCUCACCCUCAAGGCCUUUGUGGCCAAGGUGGUGGCGCUGACGGCCGGGCUGGGCAGCGGCAUCCCGGUGGGGAAGGAGGGCCCUUUUGUCCACAUUGCCAGCAUCUGUGCCGCUGUCCUCAGCAAGUUCAUGUCGGUGUUCUGUGGGGCGUAUGAGCAGCCCUACUAUUACACCGACACUCUGACGGUGGGCUGUGCCGUGGGCGUUGGCUGUUGCUUUGGAACACCACUCGGAGGUGUGCUCUUCAGCAUCGAGGUCACAUCCACCUACUUUGCGGUGCGCAACUACUGGCGGGGCUUCUUCGCCGCCACCUUCAGUGCCUUCGUGUUCCGGGUGCUCGCGGUGUGGAACAAGGACGCGGUCACCAUCACAGCUCUCUUCAGAACCAAUUUCCGAAUGGAUUUCCCCUUUGACCUGCAGGAGCUUCCAGCUUUUGCUGUCAUCGGGGUCUGCUGUGGGUUCCUGGGAGCCCUCUUUGUUUAUCUGCAUCGCCAAGUCAUGCUGGGAGUCCGAAAGCACAAGGCCCUCAGCCAGCUUCUGGCUAAGCACCGCCUACUGUAUCCUGGAAUUGUUACCUUUGUCAUCGCCUCCUGUACCUUCCCUCCAGGAAUGGGUCAAUUCAUGGCUGGAGAGCUCAUGCCACGGGAAGCCAUCAGCACCCUGUUUGACAACAACACCUGGGUGAAACACUCAGGUGACCCAGAGAGCCUGGGCCAGUCGGCGGUGUGGAUCCACCCACAGGUCAAUGUCGUCAUCAUCAUCCUCCUCUUUUUUCUCAUGAAGUUCUGGAUGUCCAUCGUGGCCACCACCAUGCCCAUCCCCUGUGGGGGCUUCAUGCCUGUGUUUGUAUUAGGAGCUGCAUUUGGAAGGCUGGUGGGAGAGGUCAUGGCCAUGAUAUUCCCCGAUGGAAUCUUAUUUGAUGGCUUCCUCUACAAGAUCCUACCUGGGGGCUAUGCAGUAAUUGGAGCAGCGGCUCUGACUGGCGCGGUGUCCCACACGGUCUCCACGGCUGUGAUCUGCUUCGAAUUAACGGGCCAGAUUGCUCACAUCCUCCCCAUGAUGGUGGCUGUGAUCUUGGCCAACAUGGUGGCUCAGAGCCUGCAGCCCUCCCUCUAUGACAGCAUCAUCCAGGUCAAGAAGCUCCCCUACUUGCCUGACCUUGGUUGGAACCAGCUCAGCAAAUUUACCAUCUUUGUUGAGGACAUCAUGGUGCGUGAUGUGAAGUUUGUUUCAGCUUCUUGCACUUACGGGGAGUUACAGGCUCUGUUGCAGAGCACUACAGUCAAGACAUUGCCACUGGUGGACUCCAAAGAUUCCAUGACCCUGCUGGGCGCGGUGGAGCGCUCAGAGCUACAGGCCCUGUUGCUGCGUCACCUGAGUCCCGAACGGAGGCUGCGGGCCGCCCAGGACCUGGCGCGCAAGCUGUCGGAGCUGCCCUUCGACGGGCAGGUGCGGCUGCUGAGGAACAGGGCCCCGGGCCUGGACUCCCAAGGACGCCCGGAGUCCUUCGCCUUUGUGGAUGAGGAUGAAGACGAUGAGCUCUAUGGGAAGCCCGAGCUGCCUCCUCUUCCUUCUCCUCCUCUUCUUCCCCACUUCCCCACUGCUCCAGUGUCCCCCGAAGAAGCCAACGGACCCCCGCCGAACCACAAAGAGCCAGAGGCCCCUGAACCUGCAGGUCAAAGACCCUCUGUCUUCCGGUCUCUGCUGCGCUGUUUUCUGGGCAGAGCUCACCCAGCUAAGAAGGCACCUCAGGAAUUGACGAGCUUUGUGGAUAACAUGUCACCUGAAGAUAUCGAGGCAUGGGAGCAGGAGCAGCUGAGCCAACCUGUCUGUUUCGAUUGCUGCUGCAUUGAUCAGUCACCCUUCCAGCUGGUGGAACAGACGUCCCUCCACAAGACACACACGCUGUUCUCGCUCCUGGGCCUCCACCUGGCUUACGUCACCAGCAUGGGCAAGCUUAGGGGCGUGCUGGCCUUGGCGGAGCUGCAGAAGGCCAUCGAGGGCCACACCAAAUCUGGGGUACAGCUUCAGCCGCCUCUGGCCAGCUUCCGGAAUACCACGUCAAUUCGCAAGAAUCCGGGGGGCCCUCCUCCUCCCCCAGAGCCCUGGAACCUGCCUGGAGGUGGCAGUGAGGCCUUGGGAGGAGCUGAGGACGUGGCUGCUUCUUCCCCAGAGUCCCCAGUGCCACCGCCCUCCCCAGAGCUCCCUCUGUCCCUGGCACCCAGCAAGGCGGAGGCUGAGCUAGAGGAGCUGGAGCUGGUGGAGGGCCCGGGGCCUGAGGAGGAGCUGGCCGACAUCUUGCAGGGCCCCAGCCUGCGGUCCACAGACGAGGAGGAUGAGGAGGAGCUUAUCCUUUGACGCCCACCUCCCUGAGGACCCCGGAGGGACUGUCCAGGGGCCAGGGGCAGCGGCUGAAUGUGUGGGGGACAGGGCCUGAGGCUGGAUGGUCACCCUCCCCCCCCCGAAUCCUGGCCCCUGCUGGGAAUUAGGGUAGUUAGAACACUGGGGUGUGGAUAACCUCAACCUCACUUAACAGUCUGCUGCCCUGUGCAGGGCCCCUGUUAGUUCCAAGCAUGCUCGGGGCUUGUGUGGUGUGUGAAUGGGGAGCAGCCUGCUUCUCUGGCUCCCCUCACCAGCACCCCAAGCCUCUUGUCCCUGUGCUGGUCUGGUCCAGCCCUUCUGUGACUCAGUUUCCCUCAGUGAGUGAGGGAAGAGAAGACCAGCCCACUGUAGGCACCACUGGAAGGGGACAAGAACACACUUUACCCCUUGUAGACUGAAGGACCCAGGGGUCUCCACAAACCCUUCAUGGCUCCUCUUUCUCCUACCCUCAUGGCCAAGGCCCACCAUAUUACCCCACCUCCACCCUGGAGUUAAGUUGCUGUCCAAUCCAUUGGUCCCUCUGCACCCCAGCUCCUACGGGCUGUUUUUUUUCCCCACA